AUGCCAAUUGACAAAAGAGUGGAAGUAUGCUUAUUGGCUACGUUCGCUAUUCUUUUAUUCUUUGUCAUUGCUCUUUCGUACGCACUGGGAUGGACGUUUUAUAUGGUGGCUAAGAUCGCUUACAGCAACCUGAAAGUCACAUCUMUCAUCGUGUCAAUUUUAUGCGGUUUGCAUUUGAUAUGGAGGAUAUUUCGCUAUAUUUGUAAGCUGAAACGUGAAAGAAGUGACGUUGAACGUACACCAAGAAUCGAUUUCUGUAUCAAAAGUUUAAGGAAGAAAGUAAGCUUCCUUCUCAAGCGAGCCGUAGAGUACUCCAACAACAAGAAAAACAAAAUGAGGAUGUAUUACAAGYUAAGUGCUCAAAUGCUGAAACUUGUUUUAAUUGGAAUUGACCUUGUUAAAACACAAAAAGCCAAUCUAAAGAAACUGAGAGAAAUCAAACAAGACCAAAAAAGACACGAGGAAUAUCUAGAAGAGAAGUUAAAAGAGAAAGCCAUGAGAGAUACAUCKCAUCUUUUAAAACAUAAGUUUGAGAGCCCAGAGGAUGGACAACAAGAGAUUGAAAAAAGACUGUGCAUUUUCGACCAACGUGGACAGGAAUUCUUCUUCAAACAGCGUAAAAUUUUUAAAAUGAAACCUGCAGAACAAGCGAAAAGAAAGAAACACAAGAAACGACGGAAUCGUACCAAAUGCGGAAAACCUUCAACCUACUUUCCAUAUCGUUGYAACAUUGCUACGGUACUGCACGCCAUUGAACGCGUCGAUGAAGCUUAUGUGAUGAACAAAGAUCAUUUUAAUAUGGUGAAGAAGGUUGAAAAAGCCCUCAGUCAUUUCCUUUGCGUUAUUACUGAUAUCUUAGUAAGGAUCGACCCUGAGAAAGUUUCAAAACAAGCCUACCUAUCAAAUAAGCCGGCAACAUAUAUCACCUCCUUUGAGAUACCGAGGAAUAAUACGCGAGAAAAAAUACGGAAAAGUCACAUUCAUUGCUUAAUCGUAACAACAAACGCGCGACUGAUGGCACAUAAAGACACUAUUGUACAAAUACUGGAUGAGAAGAACAGCAAAGACAUUAUGAUAGAUAAUAAAUCCUACAUGGAAAUUGUGAAUUUCACAAACAAACUGCGUUAUCACAUUGUACCUGAAMUUCGUAAAUAUAUCGACGAUGUGAUGAGGUAA
Molecule: messenger RNA, 1176 nt
Organism: Exaiptasia diaphana
Lineage: Eukaryota; Metazoa; Cnidaria; Anthozoa; Actiniaria; Aiptasiidae
Exons: 6
Coding region: 1-1176 (391 amino acids)
Source: RefSeq, a predicted model, not a curated record